AUGUUAGGAAUUAUCCAAAUCACCCAAGAGGUCAAUAAAAAAAGUAAAAUCAAUAGCAAGGAAACCACCAAAAAAGUCUUAAAUGCUUUCUUAGAAGUAGCCAAACAAAAACUUCUCCAAGGCGAAAGCAUUAACUUUAAAGGUUAUUUCACUAUCAAAAGAAGCACAACCAAGCAAAAAGGUAGUAAACAUUGCGGCAAGCAUGAUAAAUCUUUAAAUGAUUUUAAGCAAGCCAAUAAAGGCAAAGGAAUUACUGUUUUUGCUAAAUCAGAAAAGUUUAAGGGAAUAGUUAAUGAGAUGCGAAAAUGCCGAAACUGUAAAAAUAAGAAGCAACAAUUAGACAAAAUGGAGUAUUUUUUGCCUUCGUCUCUUGCUUCUGAGAAAUAUGACUUUUUGCAUGAAAGACCAGACAUCUUAAUCGACUACUUUUCUGGAGAAACCAACUUAGAUAAAUACAGAGUAGGAAUAGAGCUUUCUGAAUUUUUUGGCUGCGGAAAGAUUGGCAAAGACGGAGAAAAUGGAGCAAAAGAAAGGUUCACAAUAGCAAAAAUAGAAAAAAGUUUUGAGAAAGAAGAAUUAGUAAGCAAAAACAAGAAGAAAAAAGAAAAUGUGUUUGAAAUCACGGGCAAAGAAAAAAUCGAUGAAGAUACUGAUAGUAUUAGUUACGAAAUGAACAUAAAGGGAAUUCCGACCGACAAUUUACUCACCGACAUGGAAAUCGAUUAA
Messenger RNA from Entrophospora sp. SA101, 726 nucleotides. The record is from the annotation of a GenBank genome assembly. Lineage: Eukaryota; Fungi; Glomeromycota; Glomeromycetes; Entrophosporales; Entrophosporaceae.